AUGGGUCUUACUGUCGUUUCGAUUAUUUGCCUUACUCUACUUCUCAGUCUAUUUCCGUCGCUAUCGUCUGCUGGUAUCCGUAGUUGGUUUUGUGGUUCUUGUGCUGUUUGUCAACUUUGUCCAGCUUGUACACCCCAAAUCAAUGUUGCUCCAUCCUGUCAAUGUGAAGCUCAUCUUAAUAAUUGCAAUUGUCAGUGCCUUACUCAAGAAAAUCUUCAUGCUUAUUAUUCUCAAUGGUAUUCUCAUCUUGGUGCUAGCUAUAAUAACUCUCAUCUCUCUCAGCUGAACUACAAUCAUCUUAAACGUCGGCUGUUAUGGUCGGUUAUUCUUCUUCUCUUCCUUAAUUUUCUUCUUCUCAUCAUUCUUGGCCUGAUACUUUUUUUUGCACCUUCUCUUAUCCGUCGAUGGAAUCUUUGGCGCCGUCGCUCUCGUGCCGAUCGUCGUGCUCAACUUCAACAAAAACUGGAUAAGCUCGUGCACUCGCCUUCUUCAUCUCAUGUUGCUGCUAAUGAUCCGCUCUCCUCAAUUUCACAAUGUUUGGAUAAUCAUACUCAAUUGAUGCGCGAUCUUAAGAGCGAUUUAACCUCAAUUCUUCAUCCUUCAGCUUCUGCUAUUCACGUUCGUUCUUCACCCUCCUAA
Messenger RNA from Adineta ricciae, 639 nucleotides. NCBI's taxonomy places the organism in Eukaryota, Metazoa, Rotifera, Eurotatoria, Adinetida, Adinetidae. The record is from the annotation of a GenBank genome assembly.